Molecule: messenger RNA, 1068 nt
Organism: Sporisorium graminicola
Lineage: Eukaryota; Fungi; Basidiomycota; Ustilaginomycetes; Ustilaginales; Ustilaginaceae
Exons: 2
Coding region: 1-1068 (355 amino acids)
Cellular component (GO): intracellular anatomical structure
Molecular function (GO): oxidoreductase activity, acting on NAD(P)H, oxygen as acceptor
Source: RefSeq, a predicted model, not a curated record
AUGGCUGCCUUCAACUCUGCUCUCCGCUCCGGCGCUAUCCGCAGCCUCUCGGCUCGCGUCGCUCAACCCUCGAUGCUCUCGCGAGCUGCGCGUGUUCCCAUUGCUUCUGCUGCCAAGAACUUCAGCGUGUGGUCUCCCUCGCGUAUGAUCCCCACCAGCGCCAAUUCUGCUGACUCCGUCCAGGCCAACCCUGGUGUCCCUCCUCCCGUCGAGAACAUUGGUGUCGACGCCGUCCUGCGCCAGAACCCGGCCUCGCAGGACAACCACACCACCACCAUCUUCCAGGAGUUCUCGCUCGAGGGAAAGACUGCCGUCAUCACUGGUGGUAACGGAGGUCUCGGUCUCGAGAUGGCGCUCGCUUACGUCGAGGCUGGUGCGCACGUCUACGCCGUCGACCUGCCCAAGGAGCCCUCGGAAGAGUUCAAGAUCGUGGCCGACCACUGCCGCAUCAUGGGCAAGCACCUCAAGUAUGUUUCUGCCACUGUCACGGACCACGACGACAUCAACGCCUGCAUGGACUUUGUCAUGAAAGACUCGGGCACCGACUCGCUUGAUGUCUGUGUCGCGGCUGCCGGUAUCCUGCAGACGUACGAUGCGCUCUCGUACCCCGUCGACGAGUUCCGCAAGGUGUUUGAAGUCAACACCACCGGUGUCUUCCUCACUGCCCAGGCUGCUGCCCGCAAGAUGCACGAGCAGAAGCACGUUUCAGGCUCCAUCAUCCUCAUCGCUUCCAUGUCCGGUUCGAUUGUCAACCGUGACCACCACUGGGUCGCCUACAACGCCUCCAAGUCGGCUGUACUCCAGAUGGGCCGUAACCUGGCCGCCGAGUGGGGUCCCAAGGACAUUCGCGUCAACUGCAUCUCGCCCGGUCACAUCCGCACGCGCAUGACGGCUGCUUACCUCGACUCGAACCCGCACUUGCUCGCCAAGUGGUCGAGCUCCAACCCUCUUGGCCGUCUGGGUCGUGCUCACGAGAUUCGUGGUGUCGCAGUGUGGCUCGCGUCGAGCGCCUCGUCGUUCUGCAACGGCUCGGACAUCAUUGUUUCGGGUGGCCACAACAUCUGGUAG